Mercenaria mercenaria is the source of this 1393-nucleotide messenger RNA. RefSeq lists its product as uncharacterized. The record is from RefSeq and is a predicted model, not a curated record. The transcript has 3 exons. NCBI's taxonomy places the organism in Eukaryota, Metazoa, Mollusca, Bivalvia, Venerida, Veneridae. Bases 82 to 792 code for a protein of 236 amino acids.
GAUUAAUUUACACAAACAAAAAGGGUAUAAAAGACAUUUGUAAAAGCGAAGUAGAUGUAAACCGUUGUUUAACUAUCAGAAAUGGAGUGUUCGAAAAGUAUUAUUUGUUUCAUCGCCGUCAUACUCGGAGUGUCCAGCUAUGCUUCUGCAAAAGCGCCUGACGCUGGCAGUGUAUUUAGCUCAGGAAAUGAUUUAAAGACAGAAGAACUUGAAAGAGGGGGCUGGCAAAUGGUGUUCCGAGCAACGUCUGGUAACGGCGACAGUGUGUACGACGCAUGGACGAAAGGUACAAAAACCAAUCAAGACAAACCUUUCUCCAUGAAACGAUCUCAUGGAUUACAUUACCGCAGCAGCAUUGUAUCCAGAUGGUCAGAUGUUGGCGUCGAAUUCGUCAAGUUUGCAUUUUACGAUGAAGAUAGGGAAGUCGCUCACGUAAUUUUCAAUGGCAAAGGCAGCGAUAUCAACAACUGGUUUGACAAAACACGUGUCCUGUCAUCUAGCUGGCCCGAUCUAACUUCCAAACAUACCUACAAUUACUUUUCAAUCGCUGGCCAUUACAUACCGGCGCGCCACGAUCGCCGUUUUUUCAUCAACAAAUCAUAUGCCGGCUGCCCGAAAGAUCUCGGUCACAUGGUUGUUAUUAAUUCUGCUACCCCUGCUGUAUGUCUAUGGGAUAGUCAUGCAACCUAUCCACAGUUCCUUUAUUCAAAAAUCAACUCUAUUGAUCUUUGGGACAGGCGAAUGUUUGGAACAGCCGAUUAUAUGGCGAUCUUUAUCAAAACAAAAGUGUAAAUACAUAGAAAGUCUUUGUGUAUCAUUAAGCAUAUAUUCGUAAUAUUUCCAAAGGAGCAAAGUGAUUUAACUGUUACAUUUUUUCCAGGCGCUGCUACGUAAACUGCUGGUAAUCCAUAAAAAUAUUGAUGCUCUGAAUGAUUUGAACAAUGAUAUUAAUGCUUAUACAUUUGAACAAUGAUAUUAAUGCUAAUACAUUUGAACAUGAUGUAUCGAUAUACCUUUGCUGAUACAUUUGAACAAUAAUUUUAAUGCUAAUACAUUUGAACAAAGAUAUUAAUACUAAUGCAAUUGAACAAUAAUGAAUCGAUGUUGACACAUUUGAACAAUAAUUUUAAUGCUGAUAUAUAUGAAGAGCGAUAUUAAUGCUAAUAUAUCUGAACAAUUAUAUUAAUGAUUAAACAUUUGAACAAGGCUAUUAAUGAUAAUACAUUUGAACAAUAAUAUUAAUACUAAUACAUUUUAACAGUUGUAUUAAUGCAUUUUGCAAAAUAAGUAUCUUAUUUUUUAUAUUUUCUGUAUUAUAUGAAUUAUUGCUUUUAAGUCAUGUUUGAAAAAAAAAUGUUUUUGUGAGAAAUAAACACUUAUAACACCAAAACAA